Molecule: messenger RNA, 1380 nt
Organism: Punica granatum (pomegranate)
Lineage: Eukaryota; Viridiplantae; Streptophyta; Magnoliopsida; Myrtales; Lythraceae
Source: RefSeq, a predicted model, not a curated record
AUCCUCUUGGCAUUGAAAAAGAAAUGCAUCAAAAUAAUGGCAAGACCGUUCAUCUCUUCAACUAGCUUCACCAUCUGCAUUUCUUCACUUCUCUUGAUCCUCUUCAUCUCUUCUACAGCAUAUGGAAGUGAGUUGGAGAAGGGGAAGAAGAGGGCUUUGUUCGUGUUCGGGGACUCCACGGUGGACCUGGGCAACAACAACUACAUCGAGACGAUCCCAGAAAACAGAGCCGACUAUGAGCCAUAUGGGCAGAACGGCUUCUUUGGUGGACCCACAGGGCGGUUCUCCGAUGGCCGCGUAAUUGUGGACUUCAUUGCUGAAUAUGCGCAGUUGCCAGUGAUCCCUCCAUUUCUAAAACCCUCAGCUGAUUAUUCCAAUGGGGUCAAUUUCGCUUCAGGCGGGGCCGGCAUCCUUCCUGAAACCAACCAUGGAUUGGUCAUCGAUCUUCAGACACAGCUAAAGAGCUUCGAGGAAGUCGAGAAGACGUUAGCAGAAAAGUUUGGGAAGGAUGAGACCGAAGAACUGAUAUCAGCAGCGGUUUACUUCAUCAGCACUGGAAGCAACGACUACAUGGGUGGAUAUCUAGGCAAUCCGACGAUGCAACAGCUUUAUCAGCCUCAGGAGUUUGUUGGGAUGGUCAUCGGUAACUUGACUCAAGCGAUCCAGGUUUUGUAUGGGAAAGGAGCGAGAAAUUUCGGCUUCCUGAGCUUAUCUCCACUUGGUUGCUUGCCCGCCCUUAGGGCUGCAAACCCAAGAGCUAAUGAAGGCGGUGGUUGUUUCGACGAAGCCUCUGCCCUCGCAAUGGCACACAACAAUGCUUUAAAGACUGUUCUAACGAACCUCGAAUACAUACUCAAGGGUUUCAAGUACUGCAACAGCAACUUCUAUGAUUGGCUUCUUGACCGAAUCGAGAAUCCAUCCAAGUAUGGAUUCAAGGAUGGAGUGAAUGCCUGCUGCGGGACUGGGCCAUAUAAUGGCAUUUUAACUUGUGGAGGCACGAAGAACAUCACGACGUACGAGCUUUGUGAGAGAGGAGAGGACUAUGUUUGGUGGGAUUCAUUCCACCCGACAGAGGGGAUACAUAAGCAGUUUGCCGAGGCACUUUGGAGCGGAACUCCACCAUCAGUCGGGCCAUACAGUCUCCAAGACCUCUUCUUCAGUCAAGAGAAGCUAACGAUUGCCGAUGUAGUUGAUGAUCCAGAAGGCAGAGAUUUCUCGCACUUUCAGUAAAUCAAUCUACAAAAGUCUCAACUCUGUCCUGCACUUCUUGUAUACCAUUUCUUACCAUAACUAUAACAUUUCUUAGUAGAAUCUUAAUCGCCGCAUAGAAAGAUCUAUGAAUUUCUUAUUUGACAAUUCAUUGCGUUCCAGUUUCUUGAA